Thlaspi arvense is the source of this 1581-nucleotide messenger RNA. The record is from the annotation of a GenBank genome assembly. Lineage: Eukaryota; Viridiplantae; Streptophyta; Magnoliopsida; Brassicales; Brassicaceae.
AUGGCAAAGGCGGACGAGCCAGCGCCGCACCCACCCAAGGAACAGCUUCCUGGUGUUUCCUACUGCAUUACCAGUCCUCCCCCAUGGCCUGAAGCGAUCCUUCUUGGCUUUCAACAUUACUUGGUGAUGCUUGGCACAACAGUUAUCAUUCCCAGUGCUCUUGUCCCUCAAAUGGGGGGCGGGAAUGAGGAGAAAGCAAAAGUGAUCCAGACACUACUUUUUGUUGCUGGAUUGAACACCCUAUUGCAGACAUUUUUUGGGACUAGAUUGCCUGCUGUCAUUGGAGGGUCAUAUACAUUCGUUGCAGCCACAAUUUCAAUUAUCCUUUCUGGCCGAUUCAGUGAUGUUGCAGAUCCUAUAUCAAGAUUUAAAAGGACAAUGAGGGCUAUUCAGGGUGCUCUUAUUGUUGCUUCUACUCUUCAGAUAGUGCUGGGUUUCAGUGGCCUCUGGCGUAAUGUUGCAAGGUUCUUAAGCCCACUCUCAGCUGUUCCUUUGGUUGCUCUUGCUGGGUAUGGGCUCUAUGAGUUUGGUUUUCCAGGGGUUGCUAAAUGCAUCGAAAUUGGGCUUCCAGAACUUAUUCUUUUAGUGUUUUUCUCACAGUUGCAACCUGCUAACAUCUCAUAUACAUCACUUGUUUUCUGCAGUAUAUGCCACACGUGCGGAGCCUACAAUGGUAAACCUCCAAAAACACAGACAAGUUGUCGUACCGAUCGAUCUGGGCUUAUUGAUGCUGCUCCUUGGAUAAGAGUUCCAUAUCCCUUUCAAUGGGGAGCACCUUCAUUUGAUGCUGGAGAAGCCUUUGCAAUGAUGGUUACUUCUUUUGUUGCUCUUGUAGAGUCCACUGGUGGCUUUAUUGCUAUUUCAAGAUAUGCCAGUGCCACUCACAUGCCACCUUCUGUUCUUAGCCGAGGUGUUGGUUGGCAGGGAAUAGCCAUCCUGCUGUCUGGGGUGUUUGGAACUGUGAAUGGAUCCUCAGUAUCUAUUGAGAAUGCUGGUCUUUUGGCUUUGACCCGUGUUGGCAGUAGAAGAGUGGUGCAAAUUUCUGCUGGGUUCAUGAUAUUUUUUUCUGUUCUCGGUAAAUUUGGAGCUGUCUUUGCCUCAAUUCCAGCACCUAUUGUUGCCGCUUUAUAUUGCAUUUUCUUUGGUUAUGUUGGCGCAGUGGGCUUAAGUUUCCUUCAGUACUGCAACCUCAACAGCUUCAGAAAUAUGUUCAUAUUAGGUUUUUCUAUCUACUUGGGUUUAUCCAUACCCCAAUACUUCAAUGGGUACACUGCCGUUAAUGGACGCGGCCCAGUUCAUACAGGAGGAAGAUGGUUGCUUCUAAGCUCCAGUGACCAAAAAUCUUUUGUUCUUUCUUUCCUCGCGCAGUUCAAUGAUAUGGUUAAUGUUCCUUUCGCUUCGGAAGCCUUUGUUGCCGGAAUAUUGGCAUAUUUCCUGGACAACACAAUACACAAGGAGGGAAUAAGGAAAGACCGGGGAAAGCAUUGGUGGGACAGAUUCAAGUCCUUCAAGAGCGACCCGAGAAGUGAGGAGUUCUAUUCCCUGCCUUUCAAUCUUAACAAAUAUUUCCCAUCAGUUUGA